GCAGUGAGUCCUAUUGACACUUGACAGUGUGACUCAUGGGCUGCAUACAAUAUCAUCGUGUGCUCCUCGUUGAGAAAUUUUUCAAUAAUGACAAUACCAGUGAAUUGAUAAUUUCAUCCUUGAUUGAAAAGACAUCAGUUGAUAAAUUUUUUAAAUAAAUACAAUGGAAAAGGAAGAGUUGGUAGAAGCGGAGACAACUCAGGUGGACGAAGCGAAUGAAGGACGUAGUUUGAGUUUACAAGAAGAAAAAUUUUCAAAAUCGCAGCGAAGAAAUAAUUUUCCAUCGUACUCAAAUGAUAACGUCAACGUCAGAUUUAGGAGUCCAAAUUAUGUUGGAAAUAAUCCCUUCGACAGCCUUAUUGAAAUCGUCUCACAUCGACAAUUACACAGAAUUAAUAAUCAGGAAUUCCAGCCUGGUGCUACUAAUUUUAUAUCGGCUAAUUAUGAGAGCCUGGAUUACGACAUAUGCGAAAAUCAUCUGUUCCAAGAUGAAGAGAGAAAAAAAGGAUACAAAUACAUAGUAAGAAAAAAUUUCGCACGGUGGUUCAUUUUCUUAUUGAUUGGUAUAUUUACCGCUUUGAUAGCAUGCUUCGUGGAUAUAUCGAUCGAGGAGCUUUCCGAUAUUAAAUAUGGAGCAUUGAAGACAUAUGUUGAUAAUUCGGUGGAGAAUAAUCACCUAUGGCUGCCCUACUGCAUGUGGAUAAUUUUUAAUAUAGGUCCAUGCUUGAUCGGUGCCAUUUUAGUGACAUAUUUUGAACCUGUCGCUGGUGGAAGUGGAAUUCCUCAAGUAAAAUGUUAUCUCAAUGGUAUCAAAGUUCCCCGAGUGGUGAGGAUUAAAACUCUAACCGUGAAAAUCCUCGGUGUCAUAUCUACGGUGGUUGGAGGUCUCGCUGGUGGUAAGGAGGGACCAAUGAUUCAUGCUGGAGCAGUUGUCGCAGCUGGUAUAUCACAGGGAAAGAGUACAACCUUUAAGAAGGAUUUUAAGAUUUUUCAAUACUUCAGAGAAGAUCAUGAGAAACGAGACUUUGUUUCUGGAGGCGCAGCUGCCGGAGUUUCUGCUGCCUUCGGUGCUCCAAUUGGCGGAGUAUUGUUUAGUGCCGAAGAAGGGGCUAGCUUCUUCAACCAAAGUCUCACAUGGCGAACUUUUUUUGCCAGCAUGAUAUCGACCUUCACAUUGAAUAUUGUACUCAGCGCAUAUCAUGGCCAUCCAGGAGAACUUUCAUAUCCUGGCCUAUUGAAUCUCGGCAAAUUCGAAACUUUACCUUAUGAAGUGUAUGAAAUUCCACUUUUUAUGAUUGUGGGCACUGUUGGAGGACUCUUGGGAGCCUUGUGGAAUUAUCUAAACUACAAAAUUACGUGCGUCAGACUUAGAUAUAUCAAGGCAAAGGAAUGGAAAAUAGUUGAGGUGAUUGUCAUUGCUGUGAUAUCAGCAACCAUGGGAUUCCUAAUGAUUUAUUUUGUCAACGACUGCAAGCCCUUGGGCAAGGAUCCAACCAAGUAUCCUGUCCAGUUGUUUUGCAAGGAGGGGGAGUACAGUGCUGUGGCAGCCCUCUGGUUCCAAACACCAGAAAGUACCGUGAGAUCACUUUUCCAUGAUCCAAAGGGUUCACAUAAUGAUGCAACUUUGGCUGUCUUUGUUUGUUUAUACUUCAUCCUAGCUGUUUGCACUUUUGGCCUGUCAAUGUCAGGUGGUCUUUUCAUUCCAUCUCUCCUCAUUGGUUCAGCUUGGGGCAGACUCAUGGGAUCUGGAUUAGCCAAGGCUAUUCCUUCAUGUGUUUUCUUCGAGCCUAAAAAGUAUGCACUACUUGGUGCAGCUGCACAACUGGGUGGUGUCGUCAGAAUGACCAUAAGUUUGACUGCAAUUCUCAUUGAAGCAACACAGGGCAUUUCGUUCGGCCUUCCAGUAAUAAUCGUUCUGAUAAUGGCCAAGUGGGUUGGCGACUUCUUCAAUGAAGGUAUUUAUGACAUUCAUAUCCAAAUGGCAGGCAUUCCUCUCUUGCCCUGGGAGGCACCUCCACUGUCCAAUAAUAUUUAUGUCAGUGAGAUCAUGAGUCAUCCUGUGGUGACACUCAAAACCACUGAAAAUGUUGGGCGCAUUGUCGAACUUCUCAAGUGUGUUAAAUUCAAUGGGUUUCCUGUUGUUGAUCCACCAAGUUCUGAUCAGGAUGAAAUCCAUUGCUAUGGACGUUUUCGGGGACUUAUACUCCGGUCCCAACUCAUUGUUCUGUUGAAGAAUAAAAUAUUUAAUGAGUCUGAAUCGUGGGAUAUUCCCCUGAGUCUGAAAAUGUUUCGUAAUGAGUACCCCAGAUAUCCUGAGAUUAACCAAAUCGAGGUUACAGAAGAGGAAAAAACAUAUUCCAUUGAUUUACGGCCCUUCAUGAACCCUUCGCCGUACACUCUUCAACACUCCACAACACUACCGAGAGUAUUCAGACUAUUCAGAGGUCUAGGGCUUCGCCAUUUACCAGUGGUCAAUGACACACACGAGGUAAUCGGAAUGAUUACGAGAAUAGAUGUCGCAAGAUAUCGAAUUUGGAAACACCGAGGAAAGAUGGGAUUGGAUGAACUUCAAAUAACAGAUAAAAUAUAACAAUACAUAUAAUUAUUUUUUUUUAUCUCUUAACGAGUUCGAGAUAGAUUAACUUUAAAGACUCGGUGAAUUUUUAUUUGUAAGAUACAUUUUCUAUGGAUAAGCCAAAUGUAUUUCAACUGCCACUGACAAAAAUUUAUUUAUAUAAUUCAAUGAAGUAACAGGAUAAAAUGGAACACUUGAUUAUUUUGUUUCCCAAAAUUUCAUGAAAUGUUAGAAUGGAUGUUUCAUUUUGCCCUGUUCUUCCCAAGAAAAUCAGAAAUUAUGGAAAAAACCAUUUUUUAUAUAAUAACGAUUUUUCUACACGACGGUUAAUUAUUGACAAAUAAUUCCCAGCCAAGCCAAGACCAUAAUCUGAAGAAGAGACAGACUGGAACAAUGACCAGCGAUAGGAGAAAACAAUACUCAUAACUGGAGAGAUACAUUUCCUCGUUAAAUAAUUUUAAACCGAAAAUCUGCAACAUUCAGAGAAUAAAACCAUUAAUGUAUAAUCUUA
Messenger RNA from Fopius arisanus, 3086 nucleotides. It is a transcript of the gene ClC-b, whose product is annotated as chloride channel protein 7. The record is from RefSeq and is a predicted model, not a curated record. The transcript has 11 exons. Gene Ontology annotation, biological process: transmembrane transport; chloride transport. The coding region runs from base 164 to 2590 and encodes 808 amino acids. Gene Ontology annotation, molecular function: voltage-gated chloride channel activity. Gene Ontology annotation, cellular component: intracellular membrane-bounded organelle; lysosomal membrane. NCBI's taxonomy places the organism in Eukaryota, Metazoa, Arthropoda, Insecta, Hymenoptera, Braconidae.